Messenger RNA from Cyprinodon tularosa, 1154 nucleotides. RefSeq names its product ADP-ribosylation factor 4-like. Gene Ontology annotation, biological process: vesicle-mediated transport; intracellular protein transport. The record is from RefSeq and is a predicted model, not a curated record. Gene Ontology annotation, cellular component: plasma membrane; cytoplasm. Gene Ontology annotation, molecular function: GTPase activity; GTP binding. The transcript is spliced from 6 exons. The coding region runs from base 141 to 680 and encodes 179 amino acids. NCBI's taxonomy places the organism in Eukaryota, Metazoa, Chordata, Actinopteri, Cyprinodontiformes, Cyprinodontidae.
GUCUGUUCUUCCACCGUGUACCAGGCUGACGGCUGCUGGAAUGACAGGGGGGGGGGGGGGGGGUGUUCUGGUUCUAUAUAAAGCAGUGAUGGACUCAGCCAGGGGCCACAGGGACCCACAGCCUCAGCUGGACAUUAAUCAUGGGAACCAUCAUCUCACAGAUCUUCUCCAGGUUCACCUCCAAGAUUCCUGUCAGGAUUUUAAUGGUGGGUCUAGAUGCUGCAGGGAAAACCUCUCUGCUGUACAGACUGAAGCUGGGUGAGGUGGUCACCACCAUCCCCACCAUCGGUUUUAACGUGGAGAUGGUGGAAUAUAAAAACAUCAGUUUUACUGUUUGGGACGUCGGUGGUCAGUCCGUCAUCAGACCGCUGUGGAGACAUUACUACACCAAUUCUCAGGGUCUAAUUUUUGUGGUGGACAGCAACGACCCUCAGAGGAUUAAAGAAGCAGUAGAGAACCUGCACAUGCAGUUGGACGAGGAUCAACUGGCUGGAGUCCCUGUACUCAUCUUUGCCAACAAACAGGAUUUGCCACAAGCCAUGUCGGUCAGUGACAUCACAGAGGCUCUGAACCUAUCAGGAGUGCAGCAACCGUGGUUUGUCCAGGGCUCCUGUGCCGUCAGCGGCAGCGGUCUGGUGGAGGGUCUGGACUGGCUCUCCGAUCAGAUCCAGAAAAAAUAGCACUGAUUUGUGCCGAGUCAUUGAAGACCGCAGGCGGCCUUUGCUGCUGCUUCUCUUGAGAAACCUGAAGGAUCUUCUGAUAAACCUUAAUAUUUAUGGCACUUUACCCUCAUGUCUGUUAGCCAGACACAACUGUCUGUGUUUGAACUUUUACUCAUUAACAUGAAAACACUCUGACCCCAGGAAUCGGUUUGAUUUGGGAAUGUUUUCAUCCCUGAGAGAUUCCCUGUUUUGCCUUUUGAUUAUCUUUUCCUCUGAACACAGCCUUGUGGUCUAAGUUCUUUGCUUAUGUUGGUGUUUUUGCAGCAGUUUAAAACAACUAAAGUUCUGAUGGUGAAUUUACAGAUGAACGGAGAGAAUCCACCAACAUGCCUCAUUUUCUGCUGCUUUUACACCUUAUUUUAUAGGACAAUGUAUUUAUUGUAAAGUCAGAAUGUGAUCUAAUUUUCUAAAAUAAAAUUCAGAAGUAGUCGA